Messenger RNA from Ceutorhynchus assimilis (cabbage seed weevil), 2061 nucleotides. Lineage: Eukaryota; Metazoa; Arthropoda; Insecta; Coleoptera; Curculionidae. The record is from the annotation of a GenBank genome assembly.
AUGGAAGUUGUAAAGGACAUGCCUGAUGACAAAUUAAAGCAAUUUAUUCCGAAAAUGGGGGACCGUAUGGCCUUGAUUCGAUUUUGCAAAUCCACCUUUGCUUCACGAAAUGGAGUAAGUUUGAUCGAGAGGAUUAAACUCAGUCAAAGCAAGUCUUGCGGUGUCGAUCUGCAAUUAUGUCAAUCGUCUACAAAAAAAAAGCAAGUGGCGGUACCGAAUCUGAAAGCCACUAGAACGGUUAACAUCGGCUGGAUACUAAAUGGCAAACCUGUGAGAGAAAAAAACGGAGGUGGCAGAAGAUCUUGUUCCUUGUCGAAAGAGGCCAAGAAAAAGGACAUAUUAGAAAAAGCGAUAGAAUUUUAUUUUCCAAAUGGCGUGUCAGUAAGCGGAUUAAAGUUAGAAGAUACAGAUUAUGAUUUGUUGGAUUUCAAAGAGCAUGUUCUAGAAGAUGACGAUACAAUUACUGUCGGACAAAUGUAUGCCAUAACAGGAUUAAAUUUGUUAAGAUUCUAUCUUUCAACUAAUAUCAAGGAAGAUAUUGAUUGGUCUCCAGGAAAUGCAAUGAAAAAACUGAAAAAAAAUCCAAAGAAAAAGAGUCCCAAAAGAAGAAAAUACCCGGAAAGAAAUAUGCCAAAAAAUAAAAAUGAUUUAAACCAAAAUGAACUAGAAUACGGAUUUGAUAAGAAAAACAACGAUUUUGAAGAUACUGAAAAAUUAAGUAUGACGAAAGGUCUAGAAAUUGAAUCAGAGAAAAAUCCCGACGAAGAAACAAAUCAAGAUUUUGUAAUAACACAAACAAAUGUUGGAGAAAAUCGUGAACUUGAGAGAUUUUAUGACUUGGAAAAUGAUCUCGACGAACUUGAAGAGUUUUUAAUAAUACAUAGAGGAAAAAACAAAGAUGAUUUUGUUCGAGAGGAAAACCCUUCCAAUAAUAUAAAUACAGAAGAUGUGUACGUCCUUCCUAACUUUGAAGAUCUGUGUGGUUUAGAUGGUGAAGAUUUCCAACAACCAUCUGUACCAGAGUCUGUCAGUUUGACAUCAGUAGGUUCCUCAUCCACAGUUUCUUCAAUCACUACUGUUGUGGUGCAUCGUGGACAAAUAUUCAAGGAACUAACCACCUAUUUUAUUGACAUAAAAAAUGUAGAUAAUUUAAGAAUUGAAGUAGAGAUUAUAGGGACAAAUGGCAUCAAGGAACUAGCGCUCGAUGGAGGAGGUGUUUUGAAAGAUGCACUCUCCGAGUACUGGAGUUUCUUCUAUGAAUCAUUGUGUGAAGGAGCUACUUUAAAAGUACCUGAAAUAAACUAUAUGUACACAGAGGAAAAAUGGAAGGCAAUAGCUAAAAUUCUUUUAAUUGGCUUUCGCCAGACACAGUAUUUCCCUAUUCGAUUACCAAAGCCAUUUAUGGAGUAUGCCUUUAUUGGUAAAGAAGUAUCUGACAUAAAAGAGGCACUUCUCAGCUUUGUUUCAGAAGUCGAUGCCGAUAUUAUCAAAAUGGCUCUCACGGAUUUUGAUAAAACAGAUACAGAAGAAUUAAGUGAAGUUUUAUCAAACUUGGAAUGUAAACACAUCAUAAAAAAGGAAAAUAUACAGUCUGUAAUCAAACAUCUAGCACACACUUACAUUCUACAAAAACCGAUGUUUAUUUUGGAUUGCUUCAGAAUAGUGCUGAAAAACAAGAUGACAUUUGAAGAUAUAAAAAAAGUAUAUGAAGAGUGCGAGGUUACCAAUAGAAGAGUAUUGGGAUUAUUAGUAUGUUAUGACGCUGACAUGCAUAAAGAGAAAGAAAUGGUAUUCGCCUAUUUGAAAAAAUUCGUACGCGAAUGCAACAAAGAUUAUUUGGAAAGAUUUUUGAGAUUUUGUACAGGUGCAGAUCUAAUCACUUGCAGUCAUAUCACCAUCGAAUUUAGCAUUUUAACCGGGAUUGAAAGAAGGCCAAUUGGUCAUACAUGUAAUAAUAUAUUAGAACUGCCCUUAUCGUAUGCAAAAGAAAACUUUAGAGUUUUCAAGUCAGAAUUGAACAACGUUCUAAAAUCGAACGUCUGGUGUAUGGACAUUGUCUAA